GCUUUCCAAGCGAUUUCAGCAUGUAUCAGUUUAGCUUUACAACAGGCUGCCAUUACAUGAAGCUAGUGGAACAUUGAAUGGAUCUUCACGCACAUGUGUUUUAGACAGAGAAACUAGCGGAACGUGGUGUUCAGGAUUCCAGUUUGCGAACGGCCGACUUGAGCCCCAUUUUUGCUGCUGUUAUGUCGUCACAGACAGACAGCCACUUUGUUCUGUUCUCGUAUCGAACGAUGACUGACUAUCUAUCUCACCUCAUCCACAAGUCGUGGCAUUCAAGUGCUGAGUGCGUACGAUGUGGUGAAAAUACCGAUUGUGAGGACGGAUUGUGGUAUCGCUGGAAUCGCCUGACUAAACAUACAAAUUGAUACAAAUUGAUGUACGCAAUAGGCAACACCUUAGUCUCUCUCCAGUAUCGCUGAUGGCUGUUGGUUGGUGUUUCUGGGAUCGUAAUGGCUGUGUUACUGAGAUAAGUGAGAAGCAGCUGCAUACUCCUAGUAUCUGGUUUACACCGGUGAAGCAACCAGCUGCGGUGGUCGUGUGUGGGCUUGUCGCGACAGCCCAUUCAGUUCACACGUAUACACCAGCCAGCUAUAGGCGGACCACGGGUGACGAUCUCCGCGUUCUACAAUCAUACGCGGUGAAAUCCAACUUAUCAACACGCUAACACUUCCUGUUGGGCAGGCCAGCGCCUUCUACAGGCUCUUGUCUGUGUCCAUGCAGUGUACCACAACAACAGCAACAGCAGCAGCCACAAGCAGCUCCUAGCCAGCGUUCCUACUGUUCAGCAACCACACGCCCUUCUCAGCUAUCUCGUGACGGUUCUAGGAACUCGACAUCGUCGAGGCCACGUCACCGUGUGCCAUGAGCAAGAAGGGGAAGCAGGCGAAAUCGCCGAUCAAGCUGGUGGUUCUCGGCGAAGGCGGCGUGGGCAAAUCAGCCCUAACCAUUCAGUUUGUGAGUCAUGAAUUUUCAGCAGAUUACGAUCCUACAAUCGAGGAUGCGUACAAAGUGACUUCUGACGUUGAUAAUGAAGCAGUGGAUUUGGAUAUCCUGGAUACUGCCGGUCAGGAGGUGUUCAGUGCCGUUCGCGAUGAGUACAUGCGCGAUGGCGAAGGCUUCGUCUUGGUCUUCUCCCUGACGCACAGGGGCUCGUUCCACGCGAUCAGAGACUUCUACGAGCGCAUCAGACUGGCCAAGGACAGUGACGAGGAGCUGCCUGUUGUGCUUGCUGCUAACAAGAGCGACCUUGUCGAUGAACGCCAAGUGACGGUCGAAGAAGUGACAAGCCUUGGCAAGGAGCUAAACUGCCCGUACCUGGAAACAUCAGCGUUAAAACGUUCUAACGUUGACGAGGUCUUUCAUGAGGCUGUGAGACUGGUGUGGGCGGAUAAAAAACACUACCGUCUUCGGCAUGGCGGUGAAAGAAGUGGCGACAACUGUUCUGGCCGAUGUUGUAUCAUUCUUUGAGAACAGUCUUUCUCUCUAGGCGGCCAUUGUACAUACGACAGGAGUUCUGUACAGUUUGCUCGAGUUCAUCUCUCUCUUUCAUAAUUGCCAGGUUGCCUCUGAGGACUUAGCUGGUACUGUGCCAAUAGGUCCUUUACAGUCCCAUGAAUCCGGUCACGCAUUGCAAUCUUCACUCUGGACUAUAGAAAAUUUGCUCAUCUCUCCCACUCUUGCUGUAUCCGUAGCGCUCCCAUUUUGCCCUUGAUAUUUAGGUUUUCAAGUUGAAACACUAGGUCGUGUACAUGUAGGCCGUCGAAAGAAGCUAUUAUUCUCUAUCUAGUUCCCGUAACUUACUCACGGUCUGGCUGAUCGUAACGCAGUGUUUAUGAGGAUCUCAGUGUUUUUGUUUGUUGUCUUAGUCUGUAAGCUAUUCUAUUGCGGUUUCACCCGAUACUGACUGAUCUCUGCUUUAACCUGCAUGUAGCUGUAGUGGCUGGAACGGCUGCACCACUGAAUGAUUCUCAAUGCCUCUGUUUGUAUCCAGUGAUUUCUUCAUCACAAUUUUCUUCAUUACUGAGCGUAGACAACUUACUUACACUUCUAUUUGUUGGAUUCAAUCAUAGUUGUUUUUUCCUCCCAACAAGAUAAUAUUAUUUUCAUAUGUGUGCCAAGUAGUACCUUCUGUCAGUUGUUUUGUUUCUAGGUAGAAAGGAAUGUUGGUAUUGUGCUCAGAAACUACAUGUACUAGCUCUUA
This is a messenger RNA of Sycon ciliatum, 2200 nucleotides long. Its product is annotated as ras-like protein RAS2. Gene Ontology annotation, cellular component: plasma membrane. Lineage: Eukaryota; Metazoa; Porifera; Calcarea; Leucosolenida; Sycettidae. The transcript has 7 exons. The coding region runs from base 862 to 1467 and encodes 201 amino acids. Gene Ontology annotation, molecular function: GTP binding; GTPase activity; GDP binding. The record is from RefSeq and is a predicted model, not a curated record. Gene Ontology annotation, biological process: signal transduction.